Molecule: messenger RNA, 510 nt
Organism: Medioppia subpectinata
Lineage: Eukaryota; Metazoa; Arthropoda; Arachnida; Sarcoptiformes; Oppiidae
Source: the annotation of a GenBank genome assembly
AUGUGCGGUGUGUGUCCAUCAGUGGACACAAUAAAGCCGUGUAAAUGUCUCAUAAAAGCCGGUAAUAAAACACAUAUAGUUUGCGGCGGAAACACAGCGCUAGACCUGAAGAAUGUCUUCGAGAGACUGUCCAACGGAUCCGCUGAUGACAAACACUUUGAUUUGUUUGACUUAAAACACAACAAAAUCACUGAACUCGCGGACAAUACCUUCGCCGACAUCUCAUUCAAUGCCAUACAUAUAGAGGCAAAAGCGUUGACAACUGUCCGCCGGAAUGCGUUCGCCGGUCAGAGCGGUGUCCGACGGCUGACCAUCACUGAAACGCCGGUCACUGACUCCCAACUGUUCCCCUCAAUUGGCGCGAUGAUAGGGUUGACACAUUUGCAGAUUGUUGAGACAGAAUUGACACAAAUUCCGGGCAAUUGUUUUGAUUUACUGUACCGACUGUCGCAAUGUAUGGCUCGUAUACCCGAGGGAUUUAACUCAACAGAUGAUGAAAACAACGUGUAG